UGACCUGUUGCUGCAUUAUGGGAUAUACGCGUUAGUAUCGAGUUUCCAUCGGGGCCAUUUAUCCUGUUGUUGCGAUUUAUAUUUUUACUGUUUUCGAAAAAUCUGAUGUUCCAAAACCGGUGAUAGGAUGGACGAAGAUACAUUCAAAGCUCCGAGGGUCAAGAAGUCAAAGCGCGAGUCACAGCAUUGGUAUGGUUCCCCUAGUCCCAAAAGACACAGAACCAAAGAGGAUUUCUUCACAUUUUGCAAUAUAGUCCUAGCUUACACACAGUAUGAGUCAUACAAACAAGAGGAGCUGCGAGCAGCUCACAAUACCAGUCCAUUAGACAGUGGGGGCAGCACUGCUGACAGCUACACCUCAGAAUCCACCUCAAGUUCCUUCAGUAUGUUAGGAGGACAGGACCCAGACAGACUAGUGGCUAUGGAUGACGAGGAUCAGGACUUAAUCACAUGUUUUUGCAUGAAACCUUACGCUGGCCGACCAAUGAUAGAGUGUUCAGAGUGUAACACGUGGAUUCAUCUGUCCUGUGCUAAAAUUCGCAAGAGUAACAUCCCUGAUGACUUUGUAUGUCAGCAGUGUAAAGACUCCAAGAUGACAAAGAGGAAAUCAAAACGAGCACGGAGUGAGAAAAAGUAUUUGAGUGAAUAGGUGCAGUUUUCUGGUUGUGUCCUUGGAAUGCAAGGAGAGUAAACAAUGUCACUUCCAUAUGCUUAUUCACAAGAAGCUUUUUGUACAUAAAAUGUAUAUAAUAUAUAUUUUGAAUUACACAAGUUCAGAUCACAUUGGUGACCAAGCACACUUUGGGUGAAUAGCCAGUAUAGAGCUUUCCCCCAUUCAUAGAGAGGUUACCCAGUGCUGAGGAAGGCACUGUUGACAGUCCUGUAUAAAAGUAGACACAAUUUGUGUUUGGUGUACCAGUUUUGUUCAACAAACAGUUCAACUGCAAGCAGAAGCUGCUGUGUAGAAUGUGUGUAAGUAAUCUUGGAUUUACUUGCCGUAUUGAAGUAGGGGACCGGUGAAGCAGAUCACAUGUUCAAUUGAAAGAUUUGACCUGCUAUGCAAGUUGGUGUUCCCACCAUUCAAGGAGCAAGAUGCCAUGGUGCUGAUUGACUUUGCCAUGAAUUCAAAGUAAUUUUCAGGGAUAGAAUUAUCUCGUUUUUUUUUUGUUUUUUUUUCUUUGAAAAUGCCUUUGGUAUAAAUCCAUAUGACAUUUUUUUUAAUUUUCAUUUUGAUAAAUACCUUUGAUAACUGUGUGAGAAAUGGGAGGCAUAACUUACCUGAUACAUUUUACCACAUAAACCUGGCCUUAUAUUUGUUGUUUAAACCUAGAUCUUUUCAACAAAAUAUGUACAUACAUGACAUACGUUCACAAUUAAUGGUUACCCUAUUCUCUGAUUCACAUCUUGUAGUCCCAUGUAGAAAUAUCAGUGGUAUUAAAUAGUCAUGUGGGAUACUGUUUUAAGGCUGAAUGUUGUUUAUUAAGUUAUUUGACACCAAGUUCUUUGACUGCCAUAUACAUUGUGACAGUUAGCAUGGUUAGGGAUCUGUUUUAUUCUUUUUAUAGUGUUUAAAUUUUUACUGGUGCAUUUGAUGAGGUGAAAGUAUUAACUUGCCUGGGAGCCAUUUAGUGUUACAGUAAGACCCACCAUCGUGAUAAGGGGCCUAAGGGAAAAAUUAUUCAUUUUAAAGGGUGACACAUGAAGAAAGGGCAUGCAUUUAAGAUGUGAUAGGGAAACUGUCCUUUCGAGGUCAGCUGUCACAGCCUUAAACCGUGUUUUUUUUAUCCGCACAAAGUAAUGGCAAGUGUUAAUUAUGGUGAUUUGUUGCAGCUUGUAGCUGUUGUUUUUGAUCGGUGCAGGGUUAAGAUCCGAUGUGCUCAGAAAUCAAUACAGAGACUUGUUGCAUGAACGUCAGCCUGGAGCUGAACAAGCUAGCUGGUUUGUACUAUAAGUAGUAUCAUUCUUGUUUUAGGGCAGAUGUAACUGUUGUAAGGAUUCUACAGAUUUUAUACAGAUCUCGAUGAAUUUGGAUUAUUGAUGUGUAUUGUUUAUAAUCCAAAUUUGCAAUUACUAUUGAAUUGUGUGACUGCUGAGUCCCCAAAUGAAUCAAAUCAGUCAUCAGAUGUCUCUGCAUUGUUGUGAUACAGUAAUUAUGGUCUUGAACCUGGAUAUAAAAAUCACUUAAUUUAAUGUAAUGGUCAGCAAAAUCAAAUGACUAAAUUUUUAAAAAUAAUUAUUGAGAAAGAUCAAAUAUUAUAUAUGGGAGAUUUUUAAAGGUCAAAAUUGAAUACAUUAGACUGCAUUUGUGCAAUCCCUAUCACUAAUAAUUUUAGUGCAGUACACAAACAUUCCGAAGGGAUGCUUGCAGCACAAAAUGAAUCUUACUGGUUGUAAUUAAGCUUCCCUUUGUCGAACUUUGGACUCUGAAGGAAGUUUUUUCCUACAUUUGUAUUAAGUAUAAAUAUAUUUGUUCCUAAGCCAUUGUAUAAGCAAGCACCUUGCCAGUGGCUGAAUGUAGUUGACUGUAUAAGACGCCGUGGCAAUGCAGUGGGGUGACUGUUAAGAAUUCCUUUUGAUCUCAAAGGCACCAAGUAAAUACACUGCCAUAAAUACCAUAGUCAGUACCUGUAAAGUAUUUUUUGUCAUUUUUUAAUACACGUAAAUACUGUUAUCAGUCACCAAUUGGUUUGUGUUCCUUGACAGGUGCAUUAAAAAGGUAUCUCAGUUUUUAAAACUUUUGGUUUCUGGAAUAUGAAAUGAGAUAACUGACGACAGCAGUGAUCUAUUUUAAAACAAGACCACAAAACUGCUCAUUUAAUGACAUUUUUGAUGAAUAUGAAUUUGAGAUUUUUCCUUUUACUCAACAUUAAAUUUCAGCAAUAUAUAUUAAAACAAUACAGAUGAAACUUGGACUGAAGACGUUUUCUUUUCAUCUCUGGCUGGAUCAGAGUUAACAGUGGUGAAAAAGUUGAUUUAUCAUUAAAAAUAUUUGAUUAAUUGCCUAUCCGCAAAUGAAGGAUCUGUUGGAUUCAAAGUACAGCUCUCCUAGCAGUGUAAUCUCUGGAUUUUUCAUGCAUUAAUGGUGACCCUUUGUACUUUGGGUUAAUCUGUUCAGGAGUAACCUGUAGAUGACUUUUCCUCUUGACAAUUUCAAGGGAAAACCAAAUGUGUACAUUUUUAAAAAUCAUGCAGUGAAAUGCUGCAGUACACCUGUAAAAAUGUUUUGUAAGAUAAAUAAAUGAA
Molecule: messenger RNA, 3243 nt
Organism: Lingula anatina
Lineage: Eukaryota; Metazoa; Brachiopoda; Lingulata; Lingulida; Lingulidae
Product: PHD finger protein 23
Biological process (GO): mitotic chromosome condensation
Cellular component (GO): nucleus
Molecular function (GO): chromatin binding
Source: RefSeq, a predicted model, not a curated record